This is a messenger RNA of Ylistrum balloti, 930 nucleotides long. Its product is annotated as ankyrin-1-like. The record is from RefSeq and is a predicted model, not a curated record. The transcript has 9 exons. Lineage: Eukaryota; Metazoa; Mollusca; Bivalvia; Pectinida; Pectinidae. The coding region runs from base 1 to 930 and encodes 309 amino acids. Gene Ontology annotation, molecular function: protein binding.
AUGGAUAUGGUUUCAUUGGUAGACAGAUUUUCGAACUUUUUAUUAACAAUAGAAUCUUGGACAAAAAUUGCAAUUAAGCCUAGUGUGUGGUUGUAUCCCCAUCUGCAUAAGCCAUACCACGAUUUUUGGAUUGCAACUGAAGCAUUGUGGAGUUUUGGCUGCAAACAAUCAUGGCAAAUCCUAUUGUGCAUCUCUUUGGUCACAGGAUUCAUUUUCAUGUUUACUCUGCUGAGAUAUUUAAGAAAAGGGGAGAGCACUAGAAGUUCUGCUGUUAGCAACAUUCCACAUGUCUCUAAUUGGAGUGUUUUUGACUUAGCCAAGACUGCCUACCGGCCUGGCCACACUGAAGCUAUUAUGAUGUUAGUGAACCAGUUUGGAUAUGAUGUGAACUAUAUCAUCCCUUCCACAGGUCUCUCCUUGUUCCUGUGCACCUGUCUUAGUGGAGAGAGGGCUGCUAUUCAGUACAUGCUAAAGCAAGGUGCAGAUAUCAAUUCAACCAGUGAAGAUGGAGAUACUCCUUUGUAUCUGGCCACUUUUGGAAUCCUGAAUGCUGCAACGCCUGACCUAGAAGUCAUUACAGAUCUUAUAGAAGCAGGCUGUGAUGUCAACAAAGCAAAUCUCCGUGGCUAUACCCCAUUGCACCGAGCAGCUAGUAAGGGAAGUGUACCUGUCAUCAAAUGUCUUCUCCUGUACGGUGCAGACCCCUACCAGGCAAGCAAAGCGGGAGUCCUUCCCAUUAGUAAUGCAAUCAAUGCAGGCAACUUGAAGGCUGCAGAGUUUCUGAAAAUCCACAUUGAUAAUCCCCAUGUUUGGGAUGUGGUGGAUCCUCACACACCACCCAGGAUACAGCUUGGACUGCAGAGCCCACGGCGAAAACAUCUGGUGGAGUCCUCAAGGCCCAUCCAAUCUUUAUCAGUCCUAAAGACUUGA